AUGGUAAACAUGUUUAAUAUCAGAAAAAAUAAUGAGAUUGAAAUUAAUGUCAACAAUUUUGUUGUUAGUUUGACUAAUAUUUCCCUUGAUACUCAUGAACUUAAUGUAAAAAUCUUAUUCAAACCUGAUAGUACAAAUCCUGAUGUUGUAAUUUAUGAUGAUAAUAAUAAUAAUAUAAUCAAUACUAAAGAAAAGAUUCCUUCAUAUUUUGUUAAACAAAGUGAAAUUAAAAUCGAAAAUUUCUUUCUAGUUGGGCCAGAAAUGAAAGAAGCAUCUGAAAAAAUUGGAUUAGAUGUUGAAUUUAUUCCUGAAAUAAAUAAAUAUAAAGUUUCAACACCAAAAAAAAUGAUUAAAGAAAUGUUAAAACACUUUAAGUAA
Molecule: messenger RNA, 378 nt
Organism: Cetraspora pellucida
Lineage: Eukaryota; Fungi; Glomeromycota; Glomeromycetes; Diversisporales; Gigasporaceae
Source: the annotation of a GenBank genome assembly